AUGGCCGGAGAAAACGAUGCUCCAGUGACCCCAGCGACGAACAAAACCCUAGAUUCAACAAGUCCAUUAUACAUGCAUCCAUCGGAAAGCGCUGGAUCUAUGCUAGUUCCGAUAGCCUUUGACGGAACUGGUUAUAGAUCAUGGAGAAGAGGAAUCCUCAGGGCACUCUCCGUGAAAAACAAAUUAGGGUUUAUUACUGGAAAAUGUAAGAAGCCAGACUCUGACUCGGCAGAUCUAGAUCAAUGGGAGCGAUGCGACGAUAUGGUAACUUCAUGGAUCUUAAACUCACUGUCUAAGGAUCUAGCGGACAACUUACAAUACGUCAAUGAUGCUAAGGAGCUUUGGCAAGAACUAGAGGACAGGUAUGAUCAAACCAAUGGGGCCAAGUUGUAUCAGCUACAAAAAGAGAUUAAUGAUCUGAGCCAAGGAAGUCUGGAUAUCACUGGAUACUAUACGAAAAUGAAGAAACUUUGGGAAGAACUUAAUACUCUGAAUGUUCAUGCCAAAUGUGCUUGCAAAUGCACCUGUGGAGCAAGAGAAAAUAUACACAAAGCUGAACAGGAUAGAGGAUUAAUUCAGUUCCUGAUGGGGUUAAAUGAAGUGUAUAUUGUCGUGAGAGGCAAUAUUCUGAUGAUGAACCCUCUCCCAACAAUAGCCCAAGCUUUCUCUACUCUCAUUCAAGAGGAGAAAACUAACUACAAUCAACAGGGAAAUAACAACACAUACAGUGGAUAUAAGUCAAACCAAUUUAACAGCAAACCCAGACCAUUUUGUGACUACUGCAAGAGGCCAGGGCACACUAAGGACAAGUGCUACAAACUUCAUGGAUUCCCACAGAAUUCCAGGUUCAAUAAGGGAAGAAGAAUCGCUGGAAAUGUAUUUGGACCAUCAAAUGAAGCUGACACAGUAAAGGAUGAUGGCAAUGGCCCUCAAGAACAAGAACAAAAUCGACACAUGCAUAGCUUGACUAAAGAACAAUAUGGUCAACUACUCACCAUUCUGGAAAGCUUUCAAGGAGGAGCAGAAAAGUCCACAAACAAUUGCAUCAAUGGAGGAGCUGUGAACUUUGCAGGUACUUCAGCAUGCUCUACUCAUUUUGACUCUAAUAAUCAUUUGUGUGAUAGUUCUAGUUCAAAUGCUGACACUUGGAUCCUUGAUUCCGGAGCCACAAAUCACAUGACACAUAACAAAUCAAUCCUGACCAAUGUUAAAACCUUAGUAUAUCCAUACUUAGUCACCCUGCCAAAUGGCUAUAAGGUUAAGGUGACACUGAUUGGUGAUGUAAUCCUAAGUCCAAAAUUCAGUCUCAAAAAGGUCCUUUUUGUUCCCAAUUUUAAGUUCAAUCUGAUAUCAGUCCAUUCAUUGACAGUUCAACUUGAUUGUAUUGUAGUAUUCACCAAGUACAUCUGUAUUCUUCUACAGGGUCCUUCACUGAAGAGGCCACUGGAGAUUGGUAAAGCCAAGACUGGUCUAUAUCUACACAGUUCAAGCAACUACAACACUGGUUCAACCCUCUCUAAUUCUUCUAGUACAUCUUUUCCAUGUUUUUCCAAUAAUGAGAGUAAUAUAGACUUUGCAGUUAGGACAUCUAGUUCAAUUCCUUCUAUUCAGUUAGUUAGUACUAGUAAAGUAGUUCCUACUGUUCCUGUUACUUCCACCAUGGUUACCCCAUCUUGUAGUAGUAAUACAAAUGGUUCAACUGUAAGUAGUUCAAGAAAUAAAAGUGAGUCACCUUUAUCUGGUAAUUCAUCUACUACAGAAUCUUUACUUGAUCUUUUGUGGCAUAACAGAUUAGGACAUGUACCUUUUGUCAAAAUGAAAGAUAUUUCCUCUAUACCUGUUGCCUUUGCACCCAAACAACCUUUUCUUUGCCCUAUUUGUCCAAUGGCAAGACAAGCCAGGCUGUCUUUCCCAGAAAGAACAACAAUAACCAAUAAACCCUUUGAACUACUACACAUUGACUUGUGGGGCCCAUACCAUGUUCCAACACAUAACAAAUACAAAUAUUUCAUUACCUUUGUGGAUGAUUACAGCAGGUCCACAUGGACCCACUUGUUAAGUUGUAAGAGCAAUGCUCUGCACACCAUUAAGGCCUUCUUUACCAAGAAAAAGCCAAGUUAUUCUCAUCUCAGAAGCUUUGGCUGUUUAUGCUUCCCUACCACUCUCAAAACACACAAAGAUAAGUUUGAACCAAGAGCUACUCCACAUGUUUUUGUGGGAUAUCCUUUUGGGACAAAAGGCUACAAGGUACUAAAUCUGGCCACUAAGAAGAUAAGUGUUUCCAGAGAUGUAGUGUUCCAUGAGAGUGUAUUCCCAUUUGCUAUGUUCAUUGAGUCAGACAAGAUCUUUCCUUUAUUUCCCCAAAUGAAAUCAUGCUUGUCAGAGGAGUUGUUUUCUCCCAAUAAUACUCCUUCUGAUACACCUCACAGCCCUGCUGUUACAAUCCAGAAUCAAGGGAUUUCAAUCCCAAAUCAGAACAGACCCUCUAAAACCUUGAAAGUACCUACCUAUCUUAAAGAUUAUGAGUGUGCACUUCCCAGACUUCAUCAAACUCAUCAAAACCAAUCAACUUCUCCAAAUGAUAGUCAAAGCACACAGUCUUUUUCCUUCAAUACAUCUGCUCCCAAACCUCUUGUUAGUUCACCUAAUGAAAUACAUUCCAGUUGUCAGCAAUUGAUAGGAACUAGUCCACAUGAAUGUGAACCUAGCUCAUAUGAGGAAGCUGCUGUAAAACCUGCCUGGCAAGCAGCAAUGACUCAAGAAUUCCAAGCAUUGUAUGCAAAUAAAACCUGGGAUCUAGUUCCUCUUCCAACUGGAAAGAGGGCAAUUGGGUGUAAAUGGGUAUAUAAGAUCAAACAUAAGGCAGAUGGGAGUGUGGAGAGAUUCAAAGCUAGAUUAGUAGUUAAGGGAUAUACACAACAAGCUGGGAUAGACUACACAGAAACUUUCUCACAUGUAGUAAAAAUGACAACUGUUAGGACUUUAAUAGCAACAACAGUCAAAAAGGGGUGA
Messenger RNA from Nicotiana attenuata, 3012 nucleotides. RefSeq lists its product as uncharacterized. The record is from RefSeq and is a predicted model, not a curated record. The transcript is spliced from 4 exons. Gene Ontology annotation, molecular function: nucleic acid binding. NCBI's taxonomy places the organism in Eukaryota, Viridiplantae, Streptophyta, Magnoliopsida, Solanales, Solanaceae. Bases 1 to 3012 code for a protein of 1003 amino acids.